Andrographis paniculata is the source of this 3554-nucleotide messenger RNA. RefSeq lists its product as uncharacterized. Gene Ontology annotation, cellular component: nucleus. Bases 1 to 3153 code for a protein of 1050 amino acids. The record is from RefSeq and is a predicted model, not a curated record. Lineage: Eukaryota; Viridiplantae; Streptophyta; Magnoliopsida; Lamiales; Acanthaceae. Gene Ontology annotation, biological process: regulation of DNA-templated transcription. The transcript has 25 exons.
AUGGCGGCGGGUGAGGGCAGUGUUGUUCCACCGCCUAGGCAGCGGAACACCGCGCCCAGAGUUAGGAAGGUGGGGAGUCGGAUUUAUGAUUCCGUCAAUGGGAAGACUUGCCAUCAGUGUCGGCAAAAGACCCUAGAUCUUGUGGUAGCAUGCAAGUUUCAGAGGAUCAGCAAACGAUGCCCCAUUAUGUACUGUCACAAGUGUCUCUGGAACAGAUACGGCGAGAGGGCUGAGGAAGUAGCGGGUUUGGAGCAGUGGACUUGCCCCAAAUGCAGGGCCAUUUGCAACUGCAGCUUUUGCAUGAGAAAAAGAAAUGAAGAUCCCACUGGUAUUGCCGCAAAGAAAGCAAAAGCUAAGGGAUUUUCCUCAGUAGCUGAAAUGCUUCUUAAAACGACGCCCCAAGAGAGAGCUGCUGAAAAGGCCCAUUUGUCCGGAGAGGGUUCUACCUCUGGCGAGAAGAAGUCAAGUGACCCUAAUACUCGUCAGAAAAGAAAGCCAGAUUGUGGUACAAAACAUGAACCUGAAGGGAAUGGUUCAUGUGCUCUUUCUGUGCCAGAGGGAGAAGUGGUGAGCAGUGUGGGUGGAGUUGACUUACCCACAGAAGAUGCCGGGAAUGCCAUUCAGUUCAUGCAAUUUUGUGCUACAUAUGGCGAGGUCUUGGAUAUUAAAGAGGAGCAAGCAAAACAUAUUCUUCAAGAUAUCUAUAAUGUGAUAACUGGACGUGAAGGAAAUACUUCUCCAAACGUCCUGUUUCAUAUUAACCUCCUCUCUCAUUUACUGGAGCAUCAGGGGGAAGAAUCUGUAGAAAUCAGCCCAUCAGAUGGGGAGAACUCCUGGUUUGAUGCGCUCAAGGAAUUCUUGUCUGCAUCUCAAAGUGUUCUCAAAUCACAGAGAAUUGAUUCUCUUGAGAACACAGAUGAUUACGACACUUUCACUGCUUCGGAAAAGCUUAGGCUUUUAAACAUUCUCUGUGAUGAAGCCCUUGCAACCGAAAAAUUGAGGAGUUGGAUGGAAGAAGAUAAUGCAAAACUUGCCAGCAAGGUCAAGGAAGCUAAACGAAGAAUUAAUGCAGCAAUGGAUAUGGAGAAGCAGUUGAAGCGGAAAAUGAAAGAUGAUAUUGCCCAAGCAAUUUCUGACAAAGAGGAUUCCCCGCUUUCAAUUUCGGAGCAUGAAGCCGUUGUUUCUGUUACCAAAUCUGAGAUGGAGCUGGCUCGGGCUGAGGUCCUCGAGUCAAAGGCCAUGCUUCCAAAGAAAACUAAAAAUUCAGAUGCUGUAAGAACUGAGCCAAUACUGGUUGGCUCUGGUGGCCAUGUGUACUGGAAAUUGAACUGUUUGGAGGAUUCGGAAGUUCUGCAUCAAAAUAUUGGAAAUGGGGAUUCUCUUACCUUGGACGAGAAAUGGUUCACCAUUAACGAUGAAGGGAAAGAAGCCGUUGAAAAGCAUGCUGCUUAUGCAAGUAAUCAGAUCUUGUUUGUAUUCACAAAGAAGUAUGUUCUCUGCAGCAGCAUGAAGCGAAGAAGGCCAAGGAGGAAUCUGAAGAGGAAGGAUGCUGAUGCUUCUGUUCCAAGCUCGGACCGGAGUCUGUUCCGAAGGAGUGGAAUGUCCAACUAUAAGGUAUUGGGUCGCCUCGAAUUGGGAAAGUUGCUCAUGGAGACACUUGCAAAAUUGGCUGUUUGUAUUUGUCGCCCUUGGCAAAUUCGAUCAGUUAUCUUCAUAUGGAUCCCCUUGAUGGUGUCUGCUGAUCUAUGUCGGCAAAAGACCCUGGAUCUUGUGGUAGCAUGCAAGUUUCAGAGGAUCAACAAACCAUGCCCGAUUAUGUACUGUCAUAAGUGUCUGUGGAACAGAUAUGGCGAGAGGGGGGAGGAAGUAGCGGGUUUGGAGCAGUGGACUUGCCCCAAAUGCAGGGGCAUUUGCAACUGCAGCUUUUGCAUGAAAAAAAGAAAUGAAGAUCCCACUGGUAUUGCUGCCAAGAAAGCAAAAGCUAGGGGAUUUUCUUCAGUCGCUGAAAUGCUACUUAAAACAACACACCAAGAGAGAGCUGCUGAAAAGGCCCGUUUGUCCGGAGAGGGUUGUACCUCUGGCGAGAAGCAGCCAAAUGAGACUAAUAAUACUCAUCAAAAAAGAAAGCUAGAUUCUGGUAAAAAACAUGAAUAUGAAGGGAAUGGUUCAUGUGAUCUUCCCUUGCCAGAGGGAGAAGCGGUGGGCAGUGUGGGUGGAGUUGAUGUACCCACAGAAGAUGCCGGGAAUGCAAUUCAGUUCAUGUCAUUUUGUUCUACUUUUGGCGAGGUCUUUGAUGUUAACAAGAAGCAAGCUGAACUUAUUCUUCGAGACAUCUAUAAUGUGACAACUGGAUGCAAAGGAGAAUUUUCUCCAAAUAUCCACUUUCAUAUUAACCUCCUCUCUCAUCUACUGGAGGAUCAGGGAAAAGAAUCUGUAGAAAUCAGCCCAUCAGAUGGGGAGAACUCCUGGUUUGAUGCGCUCAAGGAAUUCUUGUCUGCAUCACAAAGUGUUCUCAAAUCACAGAGAAUUGAUUCUCUUGAGAACACAGAUGAUUACGACACUUUCACUGCUUCGGAAAAGCUUAGGCUUUUAAACAUUCUCUGUGAUGAAGCUCUCGUAACUGAAAAAGUGAGGAGUUGGAUUUUAGAAAAUAAUGCAAAACUUACCAGCAAGGUAAAGGAAGCUAAAGAAAAAAUUAAUGCUGCAAUGGAGAAGGAGAAGCAGCUGAAGCAGAAAAUGAAAGACGAUAUUGCCCAAGCAAUAUCUGCCAAGGGGGGUGCCCUGCUUUCAAUUGCUGAGCGUAAAGCCACUGUUUCUGGUACCAAAUCUGAGUUGGAGCAGGCUCGGGCUGAGGUCCUCGAGUCGAAGGCCAUGCUUCCAAAGGAAACUAAGAAUUCAGAUGCUGUAAGAACUGAGCCAAUACUGGUUGGAUCUGGAGGCCAUGUGUACUGGAAAUUGAACUGUUUGGGGGAUUCGGAAGUGCUGCAUCAAAAUAUUGGAAAUGGGGAUUCCCUUACUUUAGACGAGAAAUGGUUCACCAUUAAUGGCGAAGGGAAAGAAGUCAUUGAAAAGAACAUUGCUUAUGCAAGCAGCAUCAAGCGAAGAAGGCUGAGGGGGAACCUGAGGAGGAAGGAUGCAGAUGGAGAUGGUUGAGUUCCAGUCCAGUUGAAGAAUGUAGCUGAAUGAUAUAAUUGAAUCAAAUAACCAAAUGAGGAAUGGAUGUAGGUGAAAUGUGGAUCUGAGUAGGAUGUCUGAGUGAUGAUCCAAAUCCACCAUAUGAACUCCUCUUUUGGGUGGGUGAGGAAGCUAAGGCAUCUCAAUCUCAAUCUCAAUCUCAUCUUAUCUCCUUAAUUAAUGCUUGUGAAGUUCAUUUGGUUGGGAGUGACUGACUGACUAUACAUAAGGCAUUGUUGCCAUUGGCAUUGGUUGGCAGCUAAUGAAGUGAAGAUGAAUGUGGAGAAACUAAUGAAGAUGGCUGGCUACUUCACAAGACUGACUGACUGACUGACAAGGGCCUUCAGAGCACUUUAAAGAGAAGAGAAUCCAAGUGAAUA